Trichomonas vaginalis G3 is the source of this 1131-nucleotide messenger RNA. RefSeq names its product DNA/RNA polymerase superfamily. The transcript has a single exon. The record is from RefSeq and is a predicted model, not a curated record. The annotation marks the transcript as partial. Lineage: Eukaryota; Parabasalia; Trichomonadida; Trichomonadidae.
AUGAUAGAUCCAGAAUUUGAAACAGUAAAUAUUUUAUUAACACAGAGUCCAUGUGGAAAACUUCACGCUGACAGAAUAACAGACGUUGAAGCACUCACCGGCUAUAGAGUUUGUCCAUAUUGUAAAGAAGAAGUUUAUUCUAUCCGUGAUGAUCCAGAAAGGAAAAACCAAAGAAGAUUUUUAAAGCAUUGUGAGAAAUGUAAAGAAAAUAAUGGGAGAUUAAUUCAAGACGUUCAAUUGCAAAAGACACAGCAACCAUAUGCACCACAUAUUACGAAACAGAAGAUAUAUCAGUGGUUAUUAGCUCAUAAUUUGCAGGAAUAUUAUCAACCGACAAGAUAUUAUAUUACUUUUGACUUUGAAACAUUAGAGACUAAAGAAGAAUUACAACUUUCUGAGUGUGCAACUUUGAACGCUUACUUAAAACCAUUCAUGGUAUCAUCAACGGUUAAAUUAAAUGAUAAAACAUAUACGAGGAAUUUUUGCUUAACUUCGAGUGAUUCUUUUAUUUCUGAUUGGAUUGAGUUUUUAUUUUCAACAUGUUCAUUAGUUGCUAAAUCAAAUAUUGAACAAUAUGAAGAAUUAAUGAAGUCGCAAACAUUAAAUGAAAAACAGAAGGAAGCAUUUAAAGAACUUCUAGAUGAGGAAUUCAAUAAAGUGAAUAUCAUAGGUUUUAAUUCGGGAAAGUUUGAUUUAAAUUUAAUUCUUCGUGAUUUAAACACUGCAAAAUGGAAAAUAAAAUCAAUGCUGGGUUCAUCUUCACAAUUUAAGCAAAUCAUUGUAAAGAAAACAAACGUUCCAUAUGAAUUGAGAUUUAUUGACAUCAGAAAUUAUAUAGCGGGUGGGACAUUAGACCAAUUCACUCAAGAUUUCGGAAACAAUAAAUCACGUGUUAAAUCCUUUUUCCCUUAUCAAUUCAUCACAUGGGAAAAUUACGAAGAAGAAUUAUAUAAAGAGGAACCAUUCACGAAAGAUUCAUUUUAUUCAGCAUUAACUCAAGAAACUAUAUCAGAUAGUGAUUAUCAAAUAUAUCUCAAUGAUGCUAAAAAUUUUAAGAAUAGAUUAGAAUAUUUUAUUCAUUAUUGCAAUAAAGAUGUUGAAAUUAUGAUUGACCCAAUGAUAAAAUUAUUG